Homarus americanus (American lobster) is the source of this 5998-nucleotide messenger RNA. Its product is annotated as centrosomal protein of 131 kDa-like. The coding region runs from base 401 to 3826 and encodes 1141 amino acids. The record is from RefSeq and is a predicted model, not a curated record. Gene Ontology annotation, biological process: regulation of centrosome duplication; cilium assembly; intraciliary transport involved in cilium assembly. The transcript has 14 exons. NCBI's taxonomy places the organism in Eukaryota, Metazoa, Arthropoda, Malacostraca, Decapoda, Nephropidae. Gene Ontology annotation, cellular component: centriolar satellite.
AACACACUGGUGAAGCCAUUUGACCAGUGCCAUCUAGUUGCCAGGCGUAUGCACUACAGGCAUCUACAUUGAGUAACUGUAAGACAAGUUUCUUCCUAUAUACAUUCCUUGGCUCCAGGCCUGCGUGAAGUAAACAGCUGCCGCUUCCCCAGCUUCACUUGGCUCCACCUGGUUCCCCUCUUCUAUACAAGCAACAGGCUGGUAUACUUCUGGAACAGUCUAUCAGCCCAAGCUGUGGAAUCAAGAACAGUACUGGGCUUCAAAAUAGUCCUUGACAAAAUUAUCAGGAACAAUGGAGGGAUCCCACACAGGCCACUGGCCUCCUUCCCUUGGCAUGGUCCCCUCUAGUAGGUGGCCAUCAGAUUGGAAUAUAUAAGACCUACACUAGAACAACCUUACCAUGCUGGAGGAGAGGCCCAAUAUCCGCCGACGUGUUGGAUCUGCACGUUCAGGAUUGUCAAGAGUUGGAUCAGCCCGGCCAAGUAGUGGUCGAGUCAGUUCUGCAAGGCCUUCCUCUGACACUCGCCGUCCCAAAUUGCACACUGGUCGGCCAUCUUCAGCACCAGCUCCUAGUAGGCCUUCCUCUGCCCCUCCUCCAGGACGGACUGGGCCCUACCCAGUCAACAGGACUUGUGUUGGGUCUAGCUCUAUCAAGUCUCAUGAUGUAUCACACUUGAACCUAAAGGUGGAAGGGAAGUCGAUUAGGUCUGUGGCCUACACACCACGACGGCAUCAGCCAGUAAGCCGGGGGUCCCUGCGAGUGAUCUCUAGUCACGGGUAUUCUGCAGGAGGAAAGAGAAAACAAUUUUUUUCAAGCCACAAGUCAGGAUCACUUGAGAAACAUGAAUUGGGCAGUGACUCCGAGUCUAGUGGAAUGGGUUUUGGCAGCACUUACACGCUGCCAUUACCAGUGAAUCAGCCUAUAAUAUAUGGAAGUGCUCUGUCGUUUGAACACCCAUAUGCAGACAAGACUGGAGUGGGUUAUGACGCCACGCUUGAAAGAGAUGAAGAAAGGUCGUACAUAGAGAAUAAACUUGGAAGCACAUAUACUCUGAAAAAUACUGUCAGUGUGACUAGUGGUGAGGAAUUUGAGUUCCCUGAUAGGCCAGUGAGAAGAUCUCUUGAAGCGGGAGCAGAGAGAUCAGACAAUCUUUAUCAUCUUCAUAACAGCAGCUAUUUCAACCAGGCAACUGUGGACCAAAGGAAUUUUUCCUCAGACAGAACUGCUGUAAGUGAUAUCCAGAGAGAGUUCAAUGAUUCAGCUUAUAAUAGAAGGUCACAGUUACUUAGCAGUAGAUGUGGGGAUGUAAGGAUAAAGGGCAACAGUUCUCAUGAUGUGCAUCAUAAUGGGGUGAGCUUAUUGAAGAGGGACACGGACACAACUUCUAAUGAUGGCUCAGAAUGUACUGUCAUGAGCCUGGGGCGGAAAAUACAAAUUAUGGCAAGUGCUCAACCAAGCAGACAAUUAGAUCAUGAUAAUAAGGAUGAAAACUGGGACACUGAAUGGAAACAGUUACUUAAGCAGAACCAUGAGUUACUUUUAAGGUUGUCUAGCAGAGAAGAUCUCCGGUCCCCUGAUAACACCCCAGGGUAUGACUAUGAAAAGACAGUGUUGGUUCAUGACAGUGGAGUCCAGACUAGUUUUAUUAAAGAUGCAGAUGAAAAGGGAUCCUUGGAUUGUACUGCAGGUGUAAAAUCUCCUGAACCGGUCAUAUAUUCUGAAUAUGAUGGUGGAGAUGAGCGGUUGCAUUUUCAUAUGGAAGAUAAAAAUCCAGACGAUAAUGAAAGAAGAGAAUCGUAUACAAAUUCAGAAAGCCCUGAGUGUGUCCUCGAAGAUAUCAUUGAAGAAUCAAGUUUAAGUGAUAAAUCAACUCCCAGGAGAUUAGUUAAUAAUUCAGAUGCCAUGGAGGAAACUCAUAAAAAUCCUAACGGGGAUCCAAACCCUAAUGAAAACCUCGUUCAGUCAAGUCCAGAAGAUGUUUCUGAGAGUCGAGAAAUACCGCAGUCUGAAAGCUCUGAAUAUGUGAGUAAAACGUCAGUUGAAAGUCCUGAAAAUCCUCCUCUCACAUUAUUCUCCAGCUCUGCAAAUAUUUCUUGUGCAACUGACCUUCCAACUUAUCGCACAGGUUCAGCCAUAACUUAUGUUGUACGGAGUCGAUUUUCCAGAGAAAGAAUGAAACCUCAGUCUUCAAAAGAUCUACUGGAGGCUCUACAAAUGAUUGAGGAUGAAGAAAAGAAAGAUUCAGAAUCACACGAAACGAAGGACUCUCCAGCAAUCAAAUUAGACGGUGGUACCAGAGAAGAACCUUCAGUGUUUGUCCUUGGUGAUGGCGUUUCUAUGAGUCAUUCGUAUGAGUCCACUGCAUAUGAGGUUGACAGUGGUGCAAAACCUUCCAGCUCAGUUCACAGGACUGUUGGCAGCAAAUCUCUUGAUCUCAAAAAGUCAAGUGUCUCCUUGAUGUCAAAUGAGUGUGAAGCAACACUCCCUGUUCUGCAGGUGUUGGUGGAGAAGGUAUUCCUCUUCACGCAAGACUUGGCUGAACGCUGGAAACAAGGAAAUGCUGAUGAUUGUCGCGAUGAUCUGCUCUACCAACUAGCAGAGGCUGAGAGACUCCUGGAGCAUAUCUGCAUCCAAGAGGGAAGAAAAGAGGACCCCAAGAAAUGUCCUGACCUCCAUACCAAGUGUGAGGAGAAAAUUCGCAAGAAGCAGGAGGAAUCUGAGGCUAGGAUACAGAAAAAUAUUGAGCUAAUACGUAAGUUGAUGGAUGAUAAAAAGCUACUGACGGAGCAGUGUGAACGGAUGCACCGGACUGAGAGACUCGCAGAGAAGAAACAUGCAGAUAAGAUUAAACUUCUUGAGGAAAGACAUUCUCAAGAAAUGAAAAAUUCAAGAGAAAGAGUUCUUGCAUCUGAACAGGAGAAGCGAGAAAAAUGGACCCAGCAGAAGACCAAAGUCAUCAAGGAAACUACAUAUCGAGGACUGGAGACCAAGAUGAAGGACCUGAGUGCCAAACAUAGAGAUGAGGUUAGCCAAUUGAAGGCCCAGCAUUGGGAAGCAAUGAAGGAAACUGAGGAAAAAUUUGUGAGUCAGUUGCGUGCCCAAGAGGAUGAAUUAAAAAAGAAAUAUGAACAGGAGAAAGAAGAGGCAUGCAAGAGGGAGAGGGAACGGGAACAACAGAGAUUGGAAGUGGAGUUGCGACAGAGUGAACAGUUAGCUCUGAGUCGUAUGGAAACAGUUCGCAAGCAGCAUGAGAGAGAUCUGAAGUCACUCAUUGAAGAACAUCAUCGUACUCAAGAAAGAAUUCGCUCCGAAAAUGAGGCUGCAUCGAGAGAUGCUACCAAGGAGAAGGAACGACUUAAAGACGAAUAUGAGAACAAGAUCAGGCUGUUAAUUCGAAGUCAUGAGGAUGAUACAGCUGUUCUUCGCCAAAAAGAUGAAAAGAGUCGAUCUGAGUGGCGGGAACAGUUUUUGAAGGAACACAACGAGGCCCGGUUGCAAGCUGAAAGGGAGCUGCGAGAGAGACUCAAACGACAACGUGACAAAGAGAUUGAGCGAGCGAUAAAGGAGAUCCAGCUGGAGACUAGUACUCGUGAGGAGCAGGACCACAGGGCCUUUGAGAUGAAGAUUAAGAACUUGAGAGAAAGAUAUGAAAAUGAACUAAAUGAGUUGGAAGCAAGUGAGCGAGGUGCCAGAAGCAGAUAUUUAGAAAUGAAGUCCAUUCUGGCCCAGAAAGAGGAAGAGAUUGUGUACUUUAGAGCUCGCCUUCAUACACAAGACCUGGAACUGUGUGAAUUACAACAUAUGUUUCGUCCGCCAGAUGACUAAUUCACUUUAGUUUCAACUGGAUGCAUACAACAUUGUCUGCCAUAGUAUCCGCAGGUAAUAAUGAACUUUUGCUACUGUUUGUGAGUAAUGGACUUGAAAGAUUUUAUUCUGUAGUACAGUACAGUAGUGGUAGGGUCGGUUUAUUAUGCUGAUUGUAGAUAAUAUCUCCAGUUUAUUUGUUAAUCACUUCUUUUAAUCACUAUUAUAUUUACUAUUAUCAUUAGAAGUAUCAUCACAUUAUCAGCUUUGCCUUCACCCUUGUGACCAUGAUAAUCAUCAUUAUUAUCUUUACUGUAGGUAUCAUUGUGAUCUUAGUUAUUGUUAAAUGUAAAUCCAUCAAAAGAGGUACAAAUUAGAGAAAAAUCUAAAUAGAAUCUAGGACUUUGAAUUUUCUUCAUUCUUGCAAGCUAUAUCUUGCUAUGGUGCAGGUUGACUGAAUCAGGAGCAACACUGAAACUCCCUCAUUUUGUCAUUUGUUGCUCCUGUCUUAAAGGAUCAGAUUAUGUUCUGCUAGUGUCCUCCUUCCACAGUGAUACAGCAGUUUAAGACUGCUAUCUUUCCUUCCCAUUUAGCAUGCAAAAACCAUUACAGUACUAUAUUGAUUUUUUCCCAGAAUUCAUAUAGGUGCACCAUAGGUCACCAGCAAGGUUCUGGAUUCUUUACUCAUUGAUAUGAAUUAUGUUUUGCAGCCAGGUGAAAUUAAGUGCUCAGAACCAAUCAGAAACUGUUGUGAGUUCUCGGAGUCAGUCACGAGCUGCUUGUCACUUACACAACAAGGCUCCAAACUAUCCUAUUUUGUCUCUUUUUAAGGUUCGUAGCCUAGAAAGCUGGAUGAUGAUAUAGAGGAAGUCUUAAUAAGAGGUGACAUUCAGCUGUCCAAUUUAGUGAGAAAGAUGUACUGUAUAAAGGUUGUGGUUGAUAUAAGUUGUAGAAUACCCAGAUGAUAGGGUCAGUGUAAGAUGUAGUGCUGAUUAUUUCUAUUCAUAUGAAAGGAGAUAUUUACAUAAGAAUAGGGAUUUGGAUAAUUUUUUAGUUUAAUUAGAAUAAGAGUGAAUACAAAUGAUAUGGAAAGACGUGUGCAAUAUGCCAGUAAGUAUCCAAAGGGGGUAAGAAAUGUCGCUCUUUGUCUUUAUACAUGGAGCUUUAAAGUGGGAUACAGUUAGAGGUUCUUAAUUGUGACUCGUCUUUCCUUAAAUAAUAUUGUAUUAAAGUUAGAUACCAACCUGAUGUCAACUUCAUUGUUGUUGACAUUGGUGAUGAUGUUUGUGGAUUGAACUCAGUAACCUUAUUCACUCACCACAUUGUUCUUGUUGCUUCUGGAGGGUACAGUAUGUUUCUCAAAGUGUCACUUUCUUUUUACUUAGUUAUAUUCAUACAGUAUAUGUCAGUACUGUAAUGGGUAUUACUAUACAGGAUAUUGCUCAUCAUUUGUCUAGUUAUUUCAGGCUAUUGAUGUUUUGGCAGCUAAGCUCUCGGUGAUGUGCUAUGAAUGACAAUUCUUGAUUCUUUCUGUAGUAGCCUUUUAAUUGGUAAAUAUAUUGUAAAUAAAUGCUCCUUUAAUCAUAUGUACUAUUUUAUUGAUUUAAAAUCAUAAGUAUUGGAAUAAUUUUUAUUUUAUACUAUAUAUUAUAUAGUUUGUUGUGAAUGACAUGACCCGUGUUUGUGUUGUUAUACUAUACAGUAUUGAGCUUAAACUGUUGAAUUUCUUUGUGUCAAUCAUUGUCUUUCUUCACUUAACAUCAGCAUUGUCACUGUUUCCUCUGUUUGUGUGUGUAUCUAAAAUAUUUUUUUUUUCAGAUUUUUCUUGGCUACCUGUUUAAGGUUGGCCAUAUUUAAAAUAAAAGAAUACGAUAACUUUAGUAUGGUGGUAGAGUAUAAAAUUAAAUGGUGCUAUUAAAAUAGAUGUGACAAACUGGAUGAAUCUGAUGUCCUUGAUCACCAGAAUAAGACAAACCUGAUCCCCUUGUUAAUCACAGUACAGUAAGUGGUUAGGGAUGUUAGAGCCAUUAGGUUAAAUAGAAUUGUAAUGGGGUUUCAACUUUAUUAUUAUUGGCUCUGGUGUGAGACCAUGUGUUGUAAAGCUGUUUGAUGGUACAGGUUGACAACCCUUUAUCCGAAAUUCUGAAAACCGAAAGUUUUUUGUGGAGCUUUUUUUUUUUUUACAGGGAUUAG